Mya arenaria is the source of this 4051-nucleotide messenger RNA. RefSeq lists its product as uncharacterized. The record is from RefSeq and is a predicted model, not a curated record. The transcript is spliced from 2 exons. Bases 67 to 3288 code for a protein of 1073 amino acids. NCBI's taxonomy places the organism in Eukaryota, Metazoa, Mollusca, Bivalvia, Myida, Myidae.
UAUCUUCAGCCAUAACGUACUUUCAGCCAAUCACUGGGUUUGUACUUAAACCAGUAAGUAGGGAAAAUGGCUAAACGAUUAAAGUUAAAGAUGGGUGGAUUCGAAAGUGGUGGGAAGAGGAGAAAGAAACACGCAGAGAUAUCACAGUAUUUGAGCGAUUCAGAGAGCUCCGGAAAUGACGGAUUAGCUGCAAGUCAUGACUCGGUUGAGAACAUUGAUAUUAGUGAUGACGAGAUGACCGAAAAUGAUAAAGUACAUGCAAGUUGUGACUCAUCUGAAAACAGUGGUACAAGUGACGAAGAGAGCUCCGGAAAUGAUGAAUUACCUACAAGUCAUGACUCGGCUGAGAACAGUGAUAUAAGGGAUGACGAGAGGAUCGGAUAUGAUAAAGUACAUUCAAGUUAUGACUCAUUUGAAUACAGUGAUGAAGGUGAUGAAGAGAGUUCCGGAAAUGACGGAUUAGCUGCAAGUCAUUUUUCGGUUGAGAACAUUGAUAUAAGUGAUGACGAGAGGACCGGAAAUGAUAAAGAACAUGGAAGUUAUGACUCAUCUGAAAACAAUGGUACAAGUGAUGAAGAGAGCUCUGGAAAUGAUGAAUUACAAACAACCAAUGACUCAUUUGAAAACAGUGAUGAAAGUGAUGAGGAGGAGCCUGAAACUUCUAACGAAGUAGAUAAACUUGGUCAAACAAAUCCCUCUCGCAUAACACUUAAAAAGGAAAUGGCAUUGUACAAAGUAAAUAAUGAUCGAGUCGAUGGGUUAAAUAGUGUAGAUGAAGGAACUGUCAAGGACAUUGAAGAAUGCAUUAUCAGAGAAUUAGAAAAGGGCCAAAAUUUGGAAAAGAAAGACAUCAAACGAAACGACUGUUCUCCAUUUAAGAUAGCAUGGUUCUAUUAUAAAACAGAAAAGACAAUAAACAUUCAAGCCUCGCAAAUUGCGACCGACCGAGAGGCAAGCAAUGCACAAAGAUUACCAGGAGAUCGAAAAACUGGAAACAUUCUCAUAUACUACAGAUUUUUCAAUGGCACGCCUGAGGUUUACUUACUUUGCGAUGGUGCAGCAUUUAAUGCUAUCUUACAUUUGGUGGAUAAUGACUUCAGAACAAAAUUUGCAAAAUGUUUCUUGGAUGAUCAGUGUAUCAAAGAAAUUGAAACAAUUAAUAUUGCCGGACCACACACACAGGUGAAAAACACAUUCAAAAUGGGUACAAAGAACGCAUUGAACACGGCUUUGUAUUUUGAAAAAGUCAUCAUCUCUCUAAUAGGCAUUCUGAAAGAGGACUGUGGUCUCCAUAAAAUUGUAAACGACCCUGUUGACUCUGGAAAAAAGAUAAAUUUGAAAAUAGGACUCAAUACAGUUCGAAUUUGUGUAAAAAUGAGCUGUGAGAUGUGGUCCAAAGUUAUUGAACACAUAUCAAACAAAGUGUCAAAACCCGCCCCCGAAACAAUCAUCAGCAAUGUACUCGAUUUUGUCCGGCAGGUGAGUGACAAAUGUCAGCGCCAGGAAUUGUCAUCAAAUAUGUCAAAAAAAGCAGUUGAUUUAAUUCUUGAAAAGGAACAAUAUGAUGACUUUUACCUUAGCCAUCGAUAUACAAGAGACUUUUUGCUUUCAUCAGAUGUUCGUCUUUUAAUGAAAAAGUCUGGUCCAGGAGACGAUAAAGUCGUCCAACUAUGGCAAAGUGUUCCGAGUUUGCAAGAAGUAAUCAAUGUGCUCCGAGAGGGAUUCGACAGCCGAGAUUUGGAAAAUGGUUUAAAUGAUCGAAAAAUCAUUUUGACCUACUGGAAUCAAAAUGGAAAACUGGUAAGCGAAGCAGUGCAAAACUACAUACACGGGUCAAUUCAGGUCGAAGACGAACUUUUUUACAAAAUAGGAUCGAAGUGGUACCAGCUGUCUACACACUUUUCCCAAACAGUCGAUAAUACGUUUACAAAUUUCACAAAGAGAUGCACAUUUCUAAAAGCGGAAGAAGCUCGUAUGGUAGAUGUAUUAAAGUAUCCAUGGAAACACUCCGACAAGCAAUUUGAUAUUAAAGAUGUUAUCUCGGUUCUCGGAAUUAAGGAAAAAAAGGCAAAACUUCUUGUGAAAAUACUUUUAGACAGUCGUAUAAGCAUUGCCUCUGAAAACGGUGAAAUGAGUUUUACACAUAGCAGUUUUUUGUUUCCAGAAAGUUCAGAUGUUGCACGAGCAAUCAAAACUGGUUCUGUUGACCAGAAGUCAAAUUCGUCUUCAUCGACGACUAAAGAAAAAAAGAAUUCUCCUUCUUAUGUUAUUUGGAGCUGUAAACAGGGGAGAAUAUCACUGAACAAGCUACCCAAUACAACAAUAGAAAAGGAAAGACGAAUUGUAUGUAAUGUAAAAAAAGGGAAGAAAAUGUAUCAGGUUGUUAAUCCCGUUUUGACUAAAGCUCUACACCACAAGAUACAAAGGAAAAUUCCUGGAGUAAUGGAAUAUGAAAUAACAAAUUUCUUACGAAGCAUGAUGCCACUGAAUGAGAAUGAAUAUAAUCAGUUGUAUCUUCACAAUACACAUCGCACAGAAGAGUUUAUUGUUUUCCCUGGAGAUCGACUUCAGGCCAACAAUGUUGAACUUUUUGAUAUUCUUCUGCAUGACAAAAAAAGGAGACAAACUUUCCUUAUACACAACAAGAACGGUCUUGGGAAUACAACAAGAGAUGCCUGCGCUCAGAUCAGGGAUUCUGCCGAACUUCUAUGGCAUGAUUUCACAAGAGGACUUCAAACACACAUUAAGAAAUUGUGGGAUGAUGGAACCAAUUCGGCUACUGCCUUGUCUCCAUACAGGGAACAGUUAAAAGAAAAACUCCUUCGCAUCGGGAAAAAUGAGUAUUUACGAAUAUUUGCAAAGAACGUACAGUUUGUGUUCGUGUUUGCAUUUGUGACUUCAACCAAAACAGACCACAACUUGAAAUUUGAUUUUAAGGCAAUGUCGCGGAAAGACUUUGAAAGCAGAGAAUUUGCAGAUGGUGCAGGGGUAUUGCACGAGUUGCAAGAUAAAAAACUUGUUAGCAGUGACGGAUACUUGACUGAUAAAUUCUUGGGUAUAACAAAUCUGGAGAAGUUUCUUAAUGAAUGCAGAAAGUUGAAUAUUUUCAAGGAUAAAACGCAGAAAAGAAAAAAAGCCAUUUACAGGAUUUUGACAAAGAUGGGUAAAUGCAAUGUUUCCACCAUUGCGAAAUUAGAAUUGCUUGCCCUUGACAGUGACUUUGCAAAAUACCAGAUUGGUGGAUGGAGGAAGUUCAAGCUUCGCAUUCUUCAGCUUAAAUCAAGCUGAUAUUAAGUUGACAGAAAAUGACACCAGAACGGGCUUGAUAUUACUAUCCACAGACGUCCCAUCGAUACAGAGUACAUGCAUGUCUGUAUAACGCAUUAGGCAUGUAACACAGUAGCCAAUAUGGCUAUACUUACUUUGUAUAUGAAGGUUAGUUAUGAUGUAAGGUAUCGCUUUCAAAUGUGUUGAUCCUAUCAACAUCACAGCUAAGUUUUUAGUAAUCCGAACAUUUAUUUUUAUACAUUUUUUUAUUCGUAAAUAAUAAAUAUUAUGCGUGUAGUUUCGUUGUUGUAUAAUUGUUGUCUGUUUCAUUAGGCAUUUGAUAAUAUUUCACUAUUGUAGUUUCUUUAAUAUAAUCAAUAACUUUCGAUAACGAUCUUAGUAGAUUUUUGUCUUAAAUUGAAAUAUCUUAGUGUCAUAUUUUUAUUAAUUUCUAUACAUUUGUUUGUAAUGAACUUUAGUCGGUAUUCAAAAAGGGUGUAUAUUUAUAAAAAAAUAAUACAAUGUACUUGCUGUCAUUGUGACAUUACAGAUUUUAGAUCAUUCAAAAUUCUUUAACGCAUAAUUGUUGUUUCUCGAUCCUAAUAACCGAUAUUAAGCACCGAUGUAAAAAUGCAGGCGUCCGUCGUGAGAUGAAAAUAUGAUGAAAGUCCGUAAAUCGAUAUGACAUUAGCCAAUCAGUAACCGCCCUGCUAAGGCACCAAUGUGGCACCCCUAGAAGUAUCAGAUAUGAUUCAGACUAUUGAUGUACUCACAUGUUAUACAC